GAAAGGAGGAGGAGGAGGAGAGACACACUCACACAGCAGUUUGGGGAAAGCAAAGCAGAGGGGACAGCAGAACAGCCAAGUGCAUGGGACUGAUCACUACAGAGCGGAGCUGUCACAUUGUCUGGGAAAGAAAGCAAGCUAUAACUAGCAGGCGUUGAGGAAUAAAGUAAAAGUGCGAGAGACUUGCGUUGCUAAGGCAGCAUUGUCCUCCAGGCAUUCAAAUGCAUGGACCUAUAGCGCCUAAUUAUAACUGACACGCUGCUGGUUAUGUGCAGGAGCUGAGAGGCAGUUUACACAUGAAGAUGGACAGCUUGAGAAUAUUAAAUGGAGGAAUACCCGAGUAGUGUGAAGAUUUCCAUUCCUGAAUCAAUGAAGGGAGCAUUUUACAAGACAUGUGAUAUACCACUUAAAGGGCACGCUACGGCAGCAACGACCAAUGAGGCACCAUCACUCUUUUACCCCAUGUCAUCACAAUGUUAAAGGAGGGGAGCGAGACAUACACAGAGGACACCAUUUAUAUAGUCCUAGAAGUGUUCAUUGCCAUCUUGGCUAUUCUUGGCAACGUGUUGGUGUGCUGGGCCGUGUACAUUAACAGUAACCUUCAAAACGCAACCAAUUAUUUUGUGGUAUCCUUGGCUGCGGCAGAUAUUGCGGUGGGUGUCCUUGCCAUCCCAUUUGCUAUCUCAAUAAGCACUGGAUUUUGCACCACCUUUCAUGCCUGCCUCUUCAUUGCCUGCUUUGUUCUGGUCUUGACACAGAGCUCCAUCUUCAGCCUCCUCGCCAUUGCUUGUGACCGCUACAUUGCUAUCCGCAUCCCACUCAGGUACAACAGCCUUGUGACUAGUCGGAGAGCCAAUGUGACUAUUGGAGUAUGCUGGCUAUUGUCUUUUGUGAUUGGCCUUACCCCCAUGUUGGGCUGGCACAAGAAGGACCCCAACCCUCCAAACUCAUCAUGUAGUACUCCUUUGGUAGAGUGCCUGUUUGAAAAAGUGGUGACAAUGGAUUAUAUGGUGUACUACAAUUUCUUUGCCUGUGUCUUGGUGCCUCUUUUGCUCAUGCUUGGCAUUUAUUUGCACAUUUUUAUGGCAGCACGACGGCAGUUGAAACAGAUGAAGCUAAAAGUAACUAUUGGGGAACGCACAAGAUCGACUCUGCAACGUGAAGUCCAUGCCGCCAAGUCUUUAGCCAUCAUUGUGGGUUUGUUUGCCAUUUGCUGGUUGCCCCUGCAUAUCAUUAACUGCUUCACUCUCUUCUGUAAAGCUUGUGAUCGUCCUCCAGUUUUACUCAUGUACUUUGCCAUCCUGUUUUCUCAUGCCAAUUCAGUGGUGAAUCCACUCAUUUAUGCCUAUCGCAUACGUGAGUUCCGCCUUACCUUUCGUAAGAUCUUACGACAAUACUUGUUUGGUCGGGUGCAGCCUUCUAAGUCACGCACCGCCAGUGGCAAAUCAAUGACAUAUGCAGAUGAGGAGUUGAAUGGCACCACCAGGAUUAGUUAUAAUGGCUGCACUGAAAACCAUGGGAGUAGUUGUGACCGGAAAGGGACCUGGCAUCAAAAUGGCUAUCCUUCUAGUGUGAAAUUUGAACAGACAACAAUUCACAAAGCUGAGAGCCAACAAAAAGAGAAACUUAUAAACUCCUGAAGAAAGCUGUGGACCACUCAAAGAGCUCACUAUCAUGUUAUGAACUGGACAGCUCGGUAUGGGGGUCCCGUAUUAUGUGACUUUCACUUUGUUUAGAGAUUUUUUGAGACUUAUUUUAUUUAUUAAAACAAGUUGAAAAAUC
Rana temporaria (common frog) is the source of this 1782-nucleotide messenger RNA. RefSeq names its product adenosine A2a receptor (gene ADORA2A). Gene Ontology annotation, cellular component: membrane. The record is from RefSeq and is a predicted model, not a curated record. Gene Ontology annotation, biological process: G protein-coupled adenosine receptor signaling pathway; adenylate cyclase-activating G protein-coupled receptor signaling pathway. Gene Ontology annotation, molecular function: G protein-coupled adenosine receptor activity. NCBI's taxonomy places the organism in Eukaryota, Metazoa, Chordata, Amphibia, Anura, Ranidae. The transcript is spliced from 4 exons. Bases 474 to 1640 code for a protein of 388 amino acids.